AUGCGUCUCAUCACCACCCUCCUCCUCUUCCUGCUCCUGCAGUCAGUUGAGCCCCGGAGAGGCCCUAGGUCUGGGUCUAGAGAGAGGGGCGCCGGGGGCCGUGUAAGAGGCAGAGGCCGGGCCAGGAUCAUGAGGCGUCAAACUGAGGAGUGUAAGGAGUACAUGGAGGCAGGAGAGAAGUACCUGGACUGCCAAGACAGGCAGCUGACCACCGUGAUGCAAAACUGGCCCAAAGAUAUUCACCACCUGCUGCUGGCCAGAAAUAAGAUUCAGGUUUUGAGGGACAACAUGUUCUCCCAGUUCACCCGACUGAGGAGUCUGGACCUCCAACAGAACGACAUCUCCAGGGUAGAGGAUCAAGCAUUCAGCGGCCUGUCCCAGCUCACCACCCUGCUCCUCCAGCACAACAAACUGAGAACAGCCACUGAGGAGGUCCUGCUUCCUUUGCCCCGACUCACCUACCUCCGUCUCUAUGACAACCCUUGGAGCUGUCGAUGCUCAUUGGAGAGCCUGAUCACAACACUGCAGGUGCCUAGCAAUCGUAACCUGGGCAACUACGCCAAAUGUGCGGAGCCCGAUUUGCUGAGGGGCCAGAAACUGAGGAGGGUGAUCGCGGAAUCGCUGUGUGACAACCAGGUGGACAUCGGCCCGGGGGGGUCGAAGCCUCCACCAAUCAAAGUGAAGCCAGACGCUACGUCCAUGUGCCACACCUACAUUAUCCCUAAACCUCGGCUGGACUGCAGCAACAGAGAUUUGAAUCACGUCCCAUCCGACUUGCCGCCUGACAUAGUGAAGAUGGAUCUGUCCCAUAAUCGCGUCACACAUCUCAGGCCCAAGCAGUUCUUGCUGUCCAAAGACCUCAAGCUACUUAACCUUAGCAGCAACAACUUGCAGCAUAUAGACAAAGCCGCAUUCGCAGGCCAGCUGUACCUCUAUGAGCUCGACCUGUCAAACAACAGCCUUCAUUUCUUCCAGUACGGUGUGCUUGAGGACCUCUACUUUCUCCGGAAGCUCACACUGGACAAUAACCCCUGGAUCUGCGACUACAACAUCCAUUACUUGAUCUACUGGCUCAAGCACCAUCCUGGCGUCACCUACACCGGCCUGGUCUGCUCCGAGCCACCGGAGUUCCAGGGCUGGCGCGUCACGGAUUAUGUGAAGACCUACAAUGGGGAAUGUCCCAAGGAUAACCAUAUAGGAGAGACGGAUACAGGACAGGAAGGGCAGGGGGGACAAGGAGGAAUGGAAAAUGAAGCACAUGUGAUGGAGGAGAUGGCUGAGGGGGUCCUGCCGAGGCCCCUGAGGGAAAGGAAGCCGAAUAAGAUCGAGAUCAUCAGGCUGAGUUAGAAUGGAGGUAGUUCUGUGGAUCGUUAUGUUUAGUGUGAAGGGAAAUUUACACAAGAGGAUGGUGUGUUGGACUAAAAUGAAGGUCCGUGGACAUGCUGAAGAAUGGAUUAAUAAAGGUAGACUCAGUGAUUUUAUAUGUUGAAAUGCCACUGUGACCAAUACGUAGUACAAUUCUGGGAUAAUUAUUCAAGUGUAAGUCUUUUUUGUAUUUAUCCUUUUCCAUCUUGUGUGGAUAACAAAAUGAGUUCAUUUUCCUAAGAGAUACUCAGAAUAAAUGUCAUAUUACUGAGUUUACCUUUAAACAUUGAUUUAGGAGAUGGCAUUUGGGUUUUUGUAUUAUCCUUUGGCAAAACAUCCCCAAUCCAAUCUGUAUCAGAUCUAGUAUAACCCCCCAGCAUCCUUACAGCCCCAAAACAAAAUUCUUUCUAAGUUUGACUGUCGGUGCUCUUUUUUUCUGUUAGUCAUUCUGACAUUUUGUUUAGGCUAUACUUAGUUUUUGGUAUUUUUUGUGU
Molecule: messenger RNA, 1859 nt
Organism: Scomber japonicus (chub mackerel)
Lineage: Eukaryota; Metazoa; Chordata; Actinopteri; Scombriformes; Scombridae
Gene: lrrc17
Product: leucine rich repeat containing 17
Exons: 4
Coding region: 1-1347 (448 amino acids)
Cellular component (GO): plasma membrane
Molecular function (GO): protein binding
Source: RefSeq, a predicted model, not a curated record